Messenger RNA from Bombina bombina (fire-bellied toad), 1046 nucleotides. RefSeq names its product V-type proton ATPase subunit C 1-like. The record is from RefSeq and is a predicted model, not a curated record. Gene Ontology annotation, cellular component: lysosomal membrane; vacuolar proton-transporting V-type ATPase, V1 domain. The transcript has 13 exons. Gene Ontology annotation, molecular function: proton-transporting ATPase activity, rotational mechanism. The coding region runs from base 177 to 1046 and encodes 289 amino acids. Gene Ontology annotation, biological process: proton transmembrane transport. NCBI's taxonomy places the organism in Eukaryota, Metazoa, Chordata, Amphibia, Anura, Bombinatoridae.
ACGUUCUGUGCUGUCAGCUGACUGGAUCACGUGACGGUUUGUGUGCUAGGAUGGCCGUGGUCUACUAAGCUAUAUACUUGCCUGUCCGUGAAUACCGAACCACAUCAUCACCGUCAUCACAAAAUCAUCCCGGGAAGCAAGUACUUACUGUGAAAAACGCUGAAUAAUCUGUAACCAUGACUGAGUUCUGGCUGAUCUCGGCUCCUGGGGACAAGACGUGCCAGCAAACCUGGGAAAAACUUCUAGCAGCUACCACAAAGAAUAACAAUCUGUCUACCAACUCCAAGUUUAAUAUCCCUGACUUAAAGGUUGGCACUCUGGAUGUGCUGGUCGGGCUGUCUGAUGAACUGGCUAAACUGGACUUGUUUGUGGAAGGAACCGUUAAGAAGGUAGCGCAGUACAUGGCUGAUGUUUUGGAGGACAGCAGAGAUAAAGUUCAGGAAAAUCUUCUCGCCAGUGGAGGCAAAAAGAGAAAAUUAAAGUGCUUGAAACUGGAUUUGGUCACCUACAUAACCAGGUUCCAGUGGGAUAUGGCAAAGUAUCCAAUUAAGCAGUCAUUAAAAAACAUUGCUGAAAUCAUUGCUAAGGGUGUAACCCAGAUUGAUAAUGAUCUUAAAGCAAGGGCCUCUGCUUAUAAUAAUCUAAAAGGAAAUCUUCAGAACUUGGAAAGAAAAAAUGCCGGAAGUUUGAUAACCAGAAGUCUGGCUGAAAUUGUAAAAAAAGAUGACUUCGUUCUUGAUUCAGAGUACCUGGUCACGCUUUUGGUAGUCGUCCCUAAGAAUAACUACAAUGAAUGGGUAAAGCAAUAUGAGACUCUCUCUGAGAUGGUUGUCCCUCGAUCCAGCAAUGUUCUUUCAGAAGACCAGGACAGUUAUCUUUGUAACGUCACUUUAUUUAGGAAAGCGGUUGAUGACUUCCGUCACAAAGCCAGAGAAAAUAAAUUUGUUGUUCGUGAUUUCCAGUAUAAUGAGGAGGAAAUGAAAGCCGACAAAGAAGAAAUGACCAGGCUAUCUACAGAUAAGAAAAAACAGAAACAGCAAACAUAA